This is a messenger RNA of Cladocopium goreaui, 4881 nucleotides long. The record is from the annotation of a GenBank genome assembly. NCBI's taxonomy places the organism in Eukaryota, Dinophyceae, Suessiales, Symbiodiniaceae.
GUGUCACUAGAAGUAGAUGGACUGCUGUUGCCAAAAGAGUUCAUGGUGAGGUUUGAUGAACUGCGACUGUUUUCAGAUGCGAAGAUCACCAAGACACAGCGUGGGACUUUUUUCACACUGCCUGAUCAAGUACCAUCACAAGGAUUCCUGGAUAGCUUGGCUGAGUUCGAAACUUUGCAUGAAUCCACAUGUGACAUGAGGGCCUGGAUCCCUGGUCAAGGUUGCGUUGCAGUUUACCAAAUGUAUCCAAUCGACAUUCCCCAUGCCCAGGCCACGCAGGAAGUUUGUGCCUCUGCAAUUUCAGUGCCAUCAUCACCAUCAUCCACAGUGCAUUCGACCAUGCCUUUUGCAGUGUCCCUACCGGCCAAAUUGAUCCUUGAUGAAUUCUCACACACUUUUUGGUUUUCCUCGGAUUUGCCAGCUGCAUGUGUAGAGAUGCCUUGGAAUCAUGUGUAUGAGUGUGUUUUUCCUGACGAAGCUGACACCCAUGCAUGCACGAUGCUUAAGCCACGCAGCCUACCAUUUUCCGAUGACAAUAAGCUGCCUCAGAAUGUGAUUCAGAUCUUGUUGGAUGACCAACUCACCUUGUACACAGUGUCACAUAGCACACCUUUGCUUGCCCAUGACACUAUUGUGCAAUUGGCCCCUGUUGUGCAUGAUCAGUUUGGUGUGCUGAACAUUCAUCAGACUGCUGAUGAACACACUUUGCUCAUUGAUCGCCCAUUGCAACAUGGAACUUUGUGCCUUGCGAGUCCUCACACUGUGCUCAGCUUGCUUGCGGCUUUGGACCUUGUUGACCUCCGAGAGUCUUGGAAUCCAAGGAAUGACUCUUUUGAGCUCACAAUUCAUGGUCAACCUGACGCUGUUCGCAUGGUUGCAGAUUUCUGGCUACAUGCCUUGCAUCCGGAUACCUUGUCCCAUUUUGGACGUACAACACAUGUUGCCCUGGAAGCCCAUGGAGUUAUGCUUGCAUUUCCACCUGCGAAAGCACAUGGAGUUGUCCCACCACAAGCAUUUCGUGUUGCACUGGCCAUUGGAGCCUUUCGAGCUCUGAUUCAGCAAGCUGUUGCGGAAUUCCCUGAUGCAUCGGCCAGACCCUUUGUGCUCAAGUGGUUAGCCAGACCUGUUUGGGAAGGCCAGAUCCCUACCCAAUUCACAGUUAUGCCUGACUCCCCCAUUGCUGACAUGCCACUUUCAGAGCGAAGACAGGCGAUUCUCUUUCAUGCAGUUUUGCAGCUGAAAGGCGGAGGUCAAGGUGCCAAGAAUCAACAGCGUAUCCUUCAACAGACUGCCCUUGCCAGCUAUCUGCUUGAGCACGGAUUUGAGUUGCCAUGGAUUUCACAGGCCGCUGAAGCCAUUCUGCAGAAAUUUUCUUUGGCCAAACUCCAAGCGAUCACAGCAAUGCCUGCGGGUAAUGCCAAGUUGACAUCGAUCAUGACCCUAUGCCGCGAAGCUGACAUCAAAGUUCCUGAGGUUGUCAAACCCACCAGCCGCAAAGACACACCUGGUCUUCCUUGGAACAAACCCAAGAAACGCAGAGGUGGUGAUGCAUUGGAUCCAAAUGAGUUUACAUUGGUUGAAUCCUUUUUCAAGAACCAGGAUGGAACUCCCUGUGUUGCAAUCCCUCUGGUGCGUCCACAAACCACUGGGGUUUGCUUGAUGAAUACAUCGCAGGCGGCACAGUGGCUGCAGACCGAAGAGAAAUUGUCCAGUGAUGAGCUUGCAAUCCUUGUCCUAGGACCACGACCGGAGACCAAGUUGCCUUGCACCGAGCUGUCCGUUCCAUGCCACAAUCUCGAUGGACAAAUGGUCCUGUUGAAAUGUUUCAUGUUCCAGUUGGGUGUGAAGGAUGUUGUCCACCAGAAAGGUGACCCACAGCAAGUUGAUGCAGCCAAAUGUGUCCUCAUGGCUUUGACACUGUAUCGCCCUGACUUCACGCAGGAUCAAUGGAACGAAGCCACACAGGCGACCUUGCCAUUCAUCAGAAAGCUCCUUGAGGCUGAAGGUCUUGGAGAUGCGGUACUUUCGAUGUGGGGUAGAUCAUUUCGUGCUGACAAAGCUCCCUGCACCCCAUUGCAGGCCAAGACCAUUCAGAUUCACUGUUCAGUUGGACUUGAUCAUGUGCCCAAGUUCCUGGCUCGUUCCGGAUUCAACCACAUAUUUUGCACCCCAAAGCAAUCAUCUGGUCGUUUGUCGAGUGAUUACCGCAUUUUGUGGUUGCAAGGCGAUGCCCAACAAAUUGCUGUUGCCAGUGCCAAGGUACCUUCAUGCUUGGGCAUGGUCCGUGGCCAAAAGACUCUUGGACUUCGGUUCAAAGAUGCUGACUUUGACAAAGCAUGGGACGUUUUAUGCCCCCAAAUGCCACGGCCUCACAAGCUCCAAGGCGAUCUUAUCUUCAAGGCUGAAGGGCUCCCCUUUGGGACCACUUUUGACAUGAUGCAGCAAUGGGCCCAAAAGAUUGGAUGGCAGUGUCAGCCAGUUCGAACCUUGGGGCCUCAGGCAAUGCUCCUUAGAUCAGACAGUCAUCCUCCGGCUGGAGUGCUCAUGUUUAAUGCCUCUCCGAUUUUGGUUCGAUUUCUUCCUCCAAAGCCAGCUGCCAACACAGCCCUAUUGGUUGGGCCUCGAGCCACCAAAGCCAAACCACAGAGCAUGGACUCUGGUGACAUUGGAGAUCCAUGGGCAGCUUACAAGGGGCCACGCCCAACACCGCCUGCUGCCAUGCCUGUCCGUUCGGCUGAUGGACCAACGGAAUCCAGAUUAGCAGCCCAAGAUCAGAAAUUGCAGGCCAUUGAGGUCUCAAUGGAAGGCAUCAAACAUGAUCUCGAUCGUGCCCUCCACACUGCAUUUCAGAAAAACACAGCUGUUAUGGAGGAGAGGAUGGCAGAACUCAAGCACUUGUUAGGCCAAUAUGCUGAGUUGAUCCAGGAAUGUGCCCUGGAUGUUUUCAGCGCUUCCGAAACGGCAGCGACCAAAGCUGCCCAGCGUCAAUUUGCAACAGCCAUGAGACAUGUUGGUUUUCGAUCCAAGUGGUCAGUGCCCCUGGCAGACCGAGUUGUCAGAAGCGAUGGACAACCCUCCUUGCGAGGGAAGGCAUCCGGUGUGGGCCUCUUUUCAUCAUGGCCUAUCAGAACUCUUUCAGAUACCAUUGACGAGUUUCAUGCUGCCACUUCUAGACUUGGCCAUUUUCUUUUGGAAAUUGAUAAGUUUCAACUCCAAAUUGUGGUCAUUUACGGCAAUGCCAUGUCCGGGUCGGUAAGAGCCAAUCAACUGUUGCUUCAGGCUGCUUUGAAUGCUACUUCACACUUUGACUUGCCAUAUGUCAUCAUGGGAGACUAUAAUGCUGACCCUUACAGUCUGCUGCCAGAUGAGUUGCGAGACCGUCGCUGUCAGCCUCGUCAGCCCCAAGCUGUCCCAAAGAAGUUGCUGACCAAACCUGGUCGUCCUGGGGACUACUCACCACCUGGUGAGAUCAUCCGCAGGGUCACUCAGGCUCGUAUCAAGCAAGUGCGGCGUGUUCAAUCCUUGUACAGGCGAGUAACCAAAGCCCAAACGUAUCACCCCACUGCCAAUGUUCAAAGUGAGAUGCAGCAGGAAUGGAAUGCCAUUUUGCGUUGCAAAGCUUUUGAUGGAUGUCAGAUUCGCUGGUGCCAGAACAUGCCUGAACUUGGCCCGCCACCCAUGUUUGUGCCACAGGUUGACUACUUGGGUACCAUGCUCCAACUGCUUCGAUAUCAGACAGACAUGGAUGUUGCCUUUGAUAGGAAAAUCCAUAAGGAUCGAUUGACUUUCGCUCAGGACCUUGACCAGCGAUUUGCAGGCCAUAGGGCAGCCUUUGCAUCGGUUCGAGAGUUCUCCAUGCCACCUUUGCUUGAAAUGCAAAAGCAGCUUGCAGAAGAUGCCAUUCUUGUGCCUCAUGCUGAUGAUCAUGUCAUUGCAUACUGUGACCAUGCUGAUCUUUUUGAUCUUGCCGCCCCUGUCAUGGUCCAUGAUGUUCCAUGUAGAAUUGUCAGUCGAGAUGAAUAUUCUCUGCAGCUGAAAUGGCCACGACACCAAGAUGUCCCGGAGCAGUCAGUACUCACCCAAACCUUGACCAAGGCUGACCCUUGCUCUAUGCUUGCCAUGCUUAAGGACUUUUGGUUACCUAUAUGGUAUCGCCCUGAUCCACCGGCUGAAGCUGCUGAAGCUUUCCAACAGUUUGUUGCGAGCCUGCCAGUUGAGCUGCCAGCCCCGGCCAUUGACAUGCAAGACGCACAGAUGUGGAAGCUUGCGGUUCGGGAACUUAAGGUCCCUUCUGCACGUGGCAUUGAUGCCAUAUCAUCUCAAGAGCUUAAGCAGCUUCCAGAUGCAGCCAUUUCCCAGGUGGCCUCCAUCAUCAAUGCUCAGGAACAUGGUUUUCCUUCAUGGCUUAUGACAGCCAUCACGGUGGCAAUACCCAAGGUUGCAUCGGUCCCGGUGAACCAUGGCUGUCCCGAAGGGGAUAGCUGGAGUGUUGUCAGUAUCCUUGCCCUUGCUUACGUCUGGAUCCGACUUGCCAAGAGGGCUCACCCUGAGGCUGCUGCAGUCCCUCGCUGCCAGAAUGCCAUGGACCUUGGAGCUCAAAUGACAUACCAAGGAGUUCCUAACUUGGGCAAAUUUCGUGCUAGGACUCAAGGGCCUCAGACCAUUUACAGGUCUGAGUUCCUGGCUGUGCUGACAGAAAUCUUUGCGGAGUUGACUCAAUUCCAACAUCAUCUGCAGCGGCUUUUUCAGAUGUUUUUGGACUUGCGUGUUCACUAUGCUAAGUCUGCGGAGCUACAGAAGGAGACUGAGUUGCACUCAGAGCUCCGACCUGACACUGGCCCCUCUCCCCUGGAGGUGCUUGCCAAUUGGUCUUUUGAUGAG